AUGCUCCCAGGAAAGCCGUGUCAGCCGAAAUUCGUCUUACCAUCACAAGAAGACACUCUGACGUUUGUCGAACGAAUCAUCAACACAGAAGUUAGCGCCCUGAAGGGAAGGAGCAAUGAUGGAACGUGGAAGGGAAUUAUAGAGUUCGUCCAAGGAAUGGGGAAGGACAUUGCUGUUAUCGAGAACGGUGACCGUCUCGGUACAGUGCAUGCAAGCCAUAUUCAAGCACACUCCAUGAUGAUUGCAGCUGAGUUUAAUUCAUCUUGUUUCUCGAUGACGCCUCUUACUGAUAUCCGCGAAAUUCUCGUCCCUGCGUACUUCGGCUUGCACAAGUAUCUCGACAUUUGCUACCUCUACCCAGGUUAUUAUCAUACAAAACCGAGGGAGAAGGCGGACGAGAAGAAGCGGACAAGCGAAGAAGAUUUCAAGAAGAUCGUCCGUGCUAUCGAGACAUGA
Messenger RNA from Lentinula edodes (shiitake mushroom), 456 nucleotides. RefSeq lists its product as uncharacterized. Bases 1 to 456 code for a protein of 151 amino acids. The transcript is spliced from 4 exons. The record is from RefSeq and is a predicted model, not a curated record. NCBI's taxonomy places the organism in Eukaryota, Fungi, Basidiomycota, Agaricomycetes, Agaricales, Omphalotaceae.